This is a messenger RNA of Brassica oleracea var. oleracea, 998 nucleotides long. RefSeq names its product vacuolar protein sorting-associated protein 2 homolog 3. The record is from RefSeq and is a predicted model, not a curated record. Gene Ontology annotation, biological process: protein transport; endosome transport via multivesicular body sorting pathway; late endosome to vacuole transport. Bases 150 to 785 code for a protein of 211 amino acids. Gene Ontology annotation, cellular component: ESCRT III complex; multivesicular body. NCBI's taxonomy places the organism in Eukaryota, Viridiplantae, Streptophyta, Magnoliopsida, Brassicales, Brassicaceae. The transcript is spliced from 11 exons.
AUAAAUUUGGUGCGAUCAGAUAGAAGAUCCAUUUUUUUUGGACACGUCGAAGCCAAAGCCAAAGUCUCCUCCGCGUUUGUGGAGCUUUUCAGACCAGACCACCUUCGAGAACAACAACUCCCAUAGUUUCUGUGGAGAUUUAAAAAAACAUGAACAUCUUCUCCAAGAAACCUAAUCCCAGAGAAGUGCUUAGGGAGAGUAAGAGAGAGAUGACUCAAGCUACUAGAGGAAUCGAAAAGGAAAUCUCAUCUCUGCAAUCAGAAGAGAAAAAGCUUGUUCUUGAGAUUAAAAGAACUGCUAAAACAGGGAAUGAGGGAGCGACUAAGAUUCUUGCCAGGCAAUUGAUCCGGUUAAGGCAGCAAAUAGCUAACUUGCAAGGUAGCCGAGCUCAAAUGCGAGGCAUUGCUACUCAUACACAGGCUAUGCAUGCACAUACUUCUGUUGCUGCAGGAAUACAAGGUGCCACUAAGGCAAUGGCAGCUAUGAGCAAGAAUAUGGAUCCAGCUAAACAGGCUAAGGUUAUGAGAGAAUUCCAAAAACAGUCUGCACAAAUGGACAUGACUACUGAGAUGAUGUCAGACUCCAUAGAUGAUGCUUUAGACAAUGACGAAGCUGAAGACGAAACAGAGGACUUGACCAACCAGGUUCUUGAUGAAAUCGGCAUUGAUGUCGCCUCACAGUUAUCAUCUGCUCCAAAAGGUAAAAUUGGUAGAAAGAAUGCGGAAGAUGUGAGCAGCAGUUCUGAAAUGAGUGAUCUGGAGAAACGGUUGGCGGCGCUUAGAUAGAGAGAAACAAGUGCCGUGAGCUUGAAGAAAACGUUUCAGACCAAACAAAUUCAUUACGUUUCAAUGUUUCUUCUACAGUUUGUUUGUGGGAUAUCUAUAAACAACUAAACUAAUGCUAGUGACUAUAUUUUUCUUUGAACCUUUUCCCAUAAGCAAUGUACAAAACCUCUUUGAUAUUGUGAUGAGAUUAUACAGCGUAGGAUUCUGAUCUCA